This is a messenger RNA of Macrobrachium nipponense, 1062 nucleotides long. RefSeq lists its product as uncharacterized. Lineage: Eukaryota; Metazoa; Arthropoda; Malacostraca; Decapoda; Palaemonidae. The transcript has a single exon. The record is from RefSeq and is a predicted model, not a curated record. Bases 1 to 1062 code for a protein of 353 amino acids.
AUGGAAAAUCACACCACAGUCAAUCGAAAUUGGAAAUAUGGAAGACAAGGAAGGAAACGAUCGACGGUCAACAUGGCAGAGGAGGAGACCAGCUGCUCGAAAGAAGAAACUACAGAGUGCAAACUACAGGAUGAAUUGGUGCAUACAUUGAAAUACUGUGUUAAGAAAAUGAAAGCAAGACACAAUAAGGUUCCAGAGAUAAUAGUCAAAGUUAAAUUAAAUGGGAUACCAAUUGAUAUGGAAUUGGACACGGGAGCUUCGGUGUCACUGAUAAGUGAAGAGUUCUACGCUAAACAUCUGAAAAAUACAGUACUUCAAUCCAGCGAUAUUGUGCUGAAAACCAUGAUGGGAGAAAAAAUAGAAGUCGUCGGGAUAUGCUACGUAACUAUGGAAGUUCAUGGACACAGAGUGGAGGAAGUGCCAUUGUAUGUGGUACAGGGGAAUGGACCUGCCUUAUUCGGUAGGGACUGGCUGCAUUUUGCGAAAUUUGACUGGAAAAAGUUAGCUGUAAAUCAUCUGCAUUCUGGUAUUCUGAAAACCUCAAAGUUAGAAGAACUGUUAAGGAAAUAUGGUGAUGUCUUUGAUGGUGAACUGGGUACAGCCAAGAAUAUAAAGGCUCAUAUUCGUGUGAGAAAGGAUGCAAAACCAAUCUUUUAUAACGCGAGGACAGUUCCUCAUGCAAUCAGGGAUGCUGUGAAUGCAGAACUUAAAAGACUAGAAUUGGAAGGAAUUAUUGACUAUAGUGAGUGGGCGGCACCGAUAGUGCCCGUUUCAAAAGACAAUGGUUCUAUUAGGAUCUGUGGUGACUUCAAGGUCACCAUAAAUCGUUAUGUGGAAAACCCUGAACAUCCAAUGCCAAAUCCAGAUGAACUAUACCACCGACUGAACGGUGGAAAAACUUUCUCAAAGUUAGAUUUAUCGCAAGCUUAUCAGCAAGUGGAAUUAGAUGAGGAAUCUAGGAAAUAUGUGACGAUUAACACACCACUUGGUUUGUACCGAUAUACACGUUUACCAUAUGGUGUCUCAGCAGCACCACAACUUUUCAGGUCUUUAAUGGAUUAA